AUGGAUUGGACGGAGCCGAUUCCAGUAUUGUUCCUCUUUAUCCUUAUGGUUUCCUUUGUUUUGAAACUGGGCACUUUCUGGAACAAGAGCUCCCAAAAUCUUCCACCAGGACCAAGGCCUUUACCUCUCAUUGGGAAUCUCCACAUCAUGGAUCGCAAGAGGCCUUACAGAACCAUGUUAAAGGUAAAGAUUCCAGUUCUUCCCAUGGCAAGGCUGAAGGGUACUGGGGCAGCCCAAUCAGAUGAGCGGAGUAGAAAAUUAGUAUUAUUAUUAAUAAUAGUAUCAGUAAUAGAAUACAUUUUGUUCUUUUAGAGCCUAUAAAUCUCAUCUCCCCUUUGUAUGCUACAGAACCGCCUCUUAACUUUCCCAAUCAUAGGACUUAGUUGCAAUUUAUAACUGGUAAUUUGAACAAGGUGUCUGGGGGUGUCUGGUGUCUAAUCCCGUUUGACUCUGCCUCCAUUUUCAAGGAUGCAAAAGUGCCAGUACAAACCUUGCCUAGCGCAGCCUCCUCCUUCAGCUUAUCUUUCUAAACUAGAUUUGAGAGGUGCCAUUAAAGGUAUAAUCACUUUUAUCCUUACAACUGCCUAUGUUGUUCUGGUUUUCUGAUUAUUCCUAGCAAAUAUUUGUUCUGCCACAACUGAAUAAUAAUAAUAAUUUAUUAUUUAUACCCUGCCCAUCUGGCUGGGUUUCCCCGGCCACCCAACAGACUAAGAAUAUGAUAAAACAUCAAACAUUAAAAACCUCCCUUAAAAGGACUGCCUUCAGGUGUCUUCUAAAAAUCAGAUAGUUGUUUAUUGCCUUGACAUCUGUUGGGAUGGCGUUCCACAGGGCAGGUGCCACUACCAAGAAGGCACUCUGUCCUGUAACCUGUAACCUCACUUCUCACAGUGAGGGAACCACCAUAAGGCCCUGAGCCCUGGACCUGAGUGUCCAGGCUGAAUGGUGGGGGUGGAGACGUUCCUUCAGGAAUACCGGACCGAGGCCAUUUAGGGCUUUAAAGGUCAGCAUCAACACUUUGAAUAGUGCUUUGAAAUGUACUGGGAGCCAACGUAGGUCUUUCAGGACCAGUGGUAUAUUGUCUCGGCAGCCACUCCCAGUCACCAGUGUAGCUGCCACAUUCUGGAUUUGUUUCGGUUUCCAGGUCACCUUCAAAAGUAGUCCCACAUAGAGCACAUUGCAGUAGUACAAGCAGGAGAUAACUAGAGCAUGCACCACUUUGGCAAGACAGUUUGCUGGCAGAUAGGGUCUCAGCCUGCGUACCAGACAGCUGUGUUGACACAGAAUUGACCUGCGCCUCCAUGGACAGCUGUGAGUCCAAAAUGACUCCCAGGCUGCACACCUGGUCCUUCAGGGGCACAGUUACCCCAUUCAGGACGAGGAGUCCUCCACACCUGCCUGCCUCUUGUCCCCCCAAAGCAGUACUUCUGUCUUGUCAGGAUUCAACCUCCAUCUGUCAGCCACCAUCCAUCCUCCAACCGCCCCCCGACACUCACACAGGACCUUCACUGCCUUCAAUGGUUUUUAUUUAAAAGAGAGGUAGAGCUGGUUAUUAUCUGCAAACCCCACAAGUGAGAGCCCAGGGGCCUGAACACUCAUCCCCCAACACCACUUUCUGGACACAGCCCAGGAAGAAGGAGCAAAACCACUGUAUAACAGUGCCCCCAGCUCCCAGCCCCUCUAGACGGUCCAGAAGGAUGUCAUGGUCGAUGGUAUCAAAGGCCACUGAGAAAUCCAGCAGAACUAGGAAACAGCUUUCACCUUUGUCCUUAGCCGGCCGGAAAUCACUGACCCGCAGUUUCAGUCUCAUGAUGAGGCUUGAAUCCCAAAUGGAAGGGAUCCAAAUGGACCGCAUCCUCUAGACGUUCCUGGAGUUGUUCAGCAACCACCCGCUCAAUCACCUGGCCAAAGAAUGGAAGAUUUGAGACUGGGUGGUUGUUAAUGCAGUCUUGGUUCUGUCAGAGACGAUUUGCAUUAAUAUAUUCUUUAGGUAUGCCAGAACUCUGUUUCUCACUUUUUCUUCUGUUGAAUUCCAGUUGUCAAAGCAGUAUGGCCCUGUCUUCAGCAUCCAAAUGGGACCCCAGAAAACUGUGGUGUUGACAGGAUAUGAGACAGUAAAGGAGGCUCUGGUUAAUCAGGCGGACGCAUUUGCUGACAGGCCCAUUGUUCCAUUAUUUCAAGAGCUUGCACAAGGCUUUGGUGAGGCACCUCCCUUUCUAUUGGAACUGGUAAUGCUUACAAACACACACUGGUCCCACCAGGUGAACACAAUAUGUUCCCAAGAAAUGGUUUGUAAGAUGAGUGUUUGCAAAGCAAGUCAUCGAAAUCCAUUGUUUCUUGUGGGGGAAAUCCUUGUGAAUUUUUCAACCCACCUCAGUGCCUUUGACAUUGACAGUGUAUCUGCAGGCGUUAGGCUGAGAAUGUGUCACAAAAAGUAUCACCUGUGGAUUUCUGCAGAUAAAGCUAAAAUGUUAAAAAGAGUAGACCAGGCCAACUUUUUUGGUCUUGACUUUCAGUGCUCAGUGGUGCUCUGUUGAAGAAACAAAAAUGGAGACCAUUUAAAGCAAACCUUUCCCAUUCCCACCUUCUUCCCAACAGUCAUAUUGUAGAGGUGGGGGAGAAUGAGACAGGAGGAUUGUGAAUAAUAGUCACACAGCAAAGUAAUGCCACACACCAAGGGGAAACUGACUGACCAUUUUCUGCCCCAGCCUAUAUAUAGAAGAAAAAUGAAGGAGGCAUAAUGGAAUACAAAGUAACAAGCAGAGUUCUGAUGGGAUCCCUGACAUGUAAAAACCACCCUCCACUCUAGCCUACACUUUGUAAUGGAAAAUAUUGAUCAAUGGGUUCUCAGGUCAUGCUCUGAUGGCACAGCUGCCAGCUGCUUUGUUAAAGCUCAGAAGUCUGAAUGGGAGAAUAGCUGGGAUCCAUUCUCAGUUCCAUGAAAGAAAUGCAGAACACAAUUUAUUGAUAUUUUUGUACAAUGGCCAUGCAGACAUGAAACCUUUCCUCCCGUCUCUUUAGGUGUAAUUCAGUCUAAUGGUGAAAACUGGAAAGUGAUGCGGCGGUUUGCUUUAAGCACAUUACGGGACUACGGAAUGGGAAAGAGGACCAUAGAGGACAGAAUUGUUGAGGAAUGCAGUGUCCUGAUAAAGAAAUUUGAAUCUUAUGAAGGUGAGUUGGUGUUUUCCUCUGGUGCAUAGCUACACUACCGUUGUUUAAAGGUGCCAAGACUAUUGUGUUACAUAUUCCUAACUUCCAGAAGCACAGAUCCCAGGGUUCCCUGCAAUUGGUCUGUUCCUGUAAUGUGCAGAUUGCACUGCAAUAACUCCUGUGACUUCCAAGCAUUUCUUAGCCCAGCUACGGCAACAUCCAGGGGAAACAGGAAACAGGAAGUUUUCUCCUGGCUGCUAGAAAGCAUCCCAUAGCAUGUCCAUUCUAGGAAUGUUGUACUUGACUCCUAUGUGUUUUACAUCCCACAUUUUUAAAAGUGUAUUUUUGUUUAACUGUCAUAUUUAUGUAUAGGAAACCCAUUUGAGACCACCACAAUUAUGAAUGCAGCUGUUGCCAAUAUAAUAGUGGCCCUACUACUAGACAAGCGAUUUGAUUAUGAAGAUCCCACAUACAUAAGACUUCUGAAGUUGGUCAAUGAAAAUAUCCGACUCGUCGGAAGCUUUUCAGUCACGGUAAUAUAUUUUUUACAAUUAAAACAAACAAACAGUUGAUUAUAAUAACAGUGUAUGCAAAGUGGGCAGGGCUACCUGUUUAUUGUAUAUUGUUCAGGGUUCACUACAAAACACAGAAUAUUGAUAUCUUGAGAAACCUGGUGCUAAUUCAAAAUAUUUAGAAAACUCACACGGUACAGUCAUCCCGUAACUAUAAUAAAGUCUCUUUUGCACACACGCUUUCUGGCCUCACUGCCAUCGGGACUCCAAGGACAAGGAAGAAGAAGUGAUUGUUUGUUCCAUGAUGGCUCAGAAGGGGCCUCCAAGGGCAGAUCUCCCUCUCUGAAGGCAAGAGAACUGCCAUAGCAUAUUAUUUUGGGGUUGCACAUAAAUUAUGCUAUGCUGAGGUAGCCCACCCCCCAUUCCAAAUGGCAUUCAAGAGUUUUGUUUUGUAUUUGGGCAGUCAUGCUCUGAGAGACCCAGCUGAGAGUACAAUACUGAGUUUUUCUAAUGUCUCUUUUCACAUUUUUAUCCUUUCAGCUGUAUAACAUGUUUCCUGCUCUUCGUUUUCUUCUGGGGGCUUAUAAGACUAUCAAGCAAAACAGAGAUGAGCUGUUUGCCUUCAUAAAUGCCACCUUCAUAAAACACCUCAGAGAUCUGGAUGAAAAUGACCAGAGGAGCUUUAUUGACUCAUUUCUUAUCCAACAGCAAGAGGUAAUGGAGUCUUUUAAGUUGGCCCAGAAUAAGCGUUGCCAUUUUCAAUUCAUGUUUUGAGGGCAUAUUCGCAAGUGAAUGCAUAAGUUGUAGUCAGGAAGUCUCACUUCAGAAGGGACCAACCUGGCAUACUUCCUCCCCUUUCCCAAUAGUCGGCUAUUGUUAAUGUGUUACAGAAGUUGCCUCUGCAGGGUCAAUGGUUGCAUGCUCAACAGCAUUUCUGGAAAAAAAUCCCUGAUCAAGAAAACAUGUAAUUAUAGAUAAUUAUGAAGUGAUGAGAGGUAAUCAAGUCAUAAAUAUUGGUUGCCAGACUCCCUUUUGAUACAAGGGGGGAUGGGAUAAUGCCUCAUGUGCUCAGAAGAAGGCGUUCUUCACACUGGAGGAGAUAGGAAGCUUUGAGGGUGGGGAGGCAUCUCAGAGCAAGGAAAAAACAUUGGCCCAUGCACCGACCAAUCACCCUUAAAUUAUGCCUUCAGUUCUUUUAACCAUUACUAAGAUUGGAAAUGAACAUGAAUUGGAGUUUCUGCUUAUCAUUUAAUUAGCACCCAGAAAAGGAAACAGGUGGUUGGGUGACAACAAAGUUCUAAAUAACAGGUUGGAUAUUAUUUCUAAAAUCUUAAGCUAAUUAAUGAUGAGUUUGAAAAGUUAAAGCAGAUAUACAAGCCUGGUGUGCUGGUCCCAUGGGUUACCCGAGAGGCGAGGUCCAAGUCCGGUCUGUGGUCAAAGGCGCAACAUGGAAGCAGUCCAUAGUAGCUGAAGCUGGGUGCAGGGCAGGGAGUCGGGUGAAGUCAGGAACAGGCAUGCAAGCAGGGAGACAGCGCGGGUCAUGAGCUCAGGCAGGAAAGCAGGACAGGGUCCAGGCAGAAACUAGCAACCAACAAUGUUGCUCUCGCAAGCUGGGACUGGGGCUGGCCGGCUUUUAUCUGCCCCGAGGCAUAGGGCGGCCCCGAUCUUCUGGUGAUUUGCCUCUCCUGGCCUGGAGGCGAGCACUCCUCCUGCAGGAACUUAGUUCCUUCCUCCUCUCUGCCCUGAGCCUCUGCAGCUCAGAAGAGGCUUGACUGUUUCCGGACCCAGAGGCAACCUCAGCUUCCUCUGACGGGGCUGAGAGUGGAGUACCUGCAGGCAAUGGGUCCUCCAUCACCUCAGGAGCCAGAGUAGACUCAGCUGAUGCCUGCACCUGAGGAUCCAGCACAGGUGAGGACCCUUCAGGCUCAAGCCCCAGCCCUGGCUCAGCUGGUUCUGGAGGUGGGGAAUCCUGUGCAGGCUGGGAUCCCUCAGUUUCAGCCUCCGAGUCCGAAUCCCAGGCCAUCACACCUGAAUUUGCUUUUAACUUUCAAUCUACAUUGCCUGUAAAACUGUUUUCUUCCUGUCUUUCCCGUGCUAUCCUGACUGGGAAAUAAAAGUGAAUUCUAUCUGCAUCACAAGGGCAGCAUAACGGAGACGCUCAAGGGUGUGUGUGUCUCAUAAAUCAGGCAAAAAUAACUGACUCCUUCAUUGCUUCUUGAAAAUAUAUGAAAAUGCCAUAAUGAACAGUUAGCACAGUUAAGAGAUGAGAUGUGCAGAAAGUUUGGAGAGAUUUAAUCAGAGAUGCAAUUGCAGAUGAAAUAAUCUAUAGAACCUGUGGGAAAAGACUUGGACUUUUCCCUGCCUAAAUGGGGAAACAACAGCUUUACAGCUGUAUAAAGGGAUGAAACAAAUAAAAGAAGCUGUUGUGAAAAUCUGAAUAUUUUGAAUAAUAGUUAUAUACAUAAUUCACAUACAGAGAUGCGGAAUACUACUUUUCUUCCUUUGCUUUAUUUUAUUUUUUAGCUUGCUUUUUCUGUGACUUUUAAUCAUUGUUAGUUCUCUGUACGUUCUAUUUGUAUGUAUGUUUUGUUUUUUGAAGUUAUAUAUUUUGGAUAAAUGAAGAUACCCUCAGGAAGGAGAUGGACCAAAGAUGGACAUCUGUGUGAGAUGCAGAGAGGAUCCCUCAGGGUGGGAAGCUGAGGAAAGAGGUGGGAACUGGGAGGGUUCGCUCUUCUGGGUCUGGAAUAAGGGUUAAGGUAUAAAUAAUAAAGAUCUUAGAAUUGUUAUCCUUCCCCUUUCUUUUUCUUUUUCUUUUCUCUUUUAAAAAAUUCUCUUCUUUUUUGGUUUCUAGUUUGUCCUGCUGCAAAUUCACAGCAGUCUGAGACUGAGCCACUUUUAGAUCGGCAGGAUGGCCAUUUGGGAGAGCAGAUAGGGGGGAAAUGGUAGAAAGGAGAAUUAUUGGAUGCUAAGAUCCAAGUUUUGGGCAAGUACUGUUUCGUGAGAGAACUACAGCAUAGAUUUAAAAAGGACAAAAUAUGCAGCAAAAUAAUAGUGGAAAUAUAAGUUGUUGAAAAGCAUCUUUUAGCAUAUGUACCAAAUAAAGGUUCUAAACAGCUAAGAAGUUUUAAUAUUUUUUCACUCUGCUUUUGAUCCUCCGCCUCACUUGUGAAUCUGCUGGUUGUAAUGUGAAACUGCAUGGCUGCACCUUUGUGAGAGAGAAAUGCUAGGAAUGUAUCCCUGAUAAGCAAGGACUGUGUGGAUCUUAGAAAAAGUGCUCAGUAUGGUGAAUAUCCCGAAAAACACACCACUGUUGGUCGGUGCCGUACGGCAACUAUUGAAUGAACAAUUGGAUGAACUCCUUCCUCUCUUCACUCCCUUCUGGCUCCCAGCAGGACAGGCAGCUACUACAACCAGCAACUCUAUCGGUGUUACUCUUCCUGUUAGAAAGUGUGGCUGAAGGGAGUUGCAAUCUCAAAAAUAUGGAGGGCACCACAUUGUCUAUAUCAGUUUAAUGAAACAGUUCCAGAUGAAUAUGUGGUAUUUCUGUGUCAUUUUUCCAGUUUAGACUAUGAGUAAAUACAUUAAAGACUAUGAGUAAAUGCAUUAAAGAAGUUCAACUGAGAACCAUAUAUGUCAGCAGAAAACAACACUUUAUGGUAACGCUGAUUUCAGAUCUCCACAAGUGUUCGCCAGAAAUUCUGCCUUCCAUGUAUGCAAUCAUAAUACUGUUGCAGGUUUGUGGGGUCAGUCUGCAUGAUGCCUGAGCACGUUCCAGCUUGUGGGGAUCUUGUACCCAGUAAGGGUUAAUUCUAAUGGAACUGAAUCUAUUAUUGAAUCAGGCAGACAAGUUUCUUUGUGAGAUGAGGGCCAUAUACUUGUCAUCUAAAUACUGCCGCUAGUUCCUUUGUCUAAACAAAGGCUGUUGGCUAAGGAGUUAAGCACCACGAUUCGCAUCAGAGAAGGAGGAGCUGGAUUGCCUAGCUUCCCCGACCUCCUCUCUUAGCUGGUAGAUGGUGAACAACAGCUGUGACUACGGAGAAGCAAGACGUUUUGUGGUCUUGAUGCUGAGCCCCUCUAUCUUAUGCUCGGGUUGUAUAUAUGUGUAAAUAAACCCUAUAUCGGACUUCCUGUUUCUUGCCAAGGGAUAUGGCUGCUUCCCAAGAGAUAGGACACCCAGUUGUGCCAGAAAUUCAAGACUAAUAUGAGGGUAAUUUGUCCUGCUGACCCCUCCAGGGGAUGAGGGGGCUGUCUCACCCACAGAUCGUCUGAGAUCUGUCACCCACAACAAGAUGUUGGGGCAGAGGACGCUGGGUGCUGGACCCUGGCACAGAAGAACUCUCUGGAUUCAAUCUCUCGAGCAGGGACACCUGUUUUUAAAAAUUACUAAGAUUCAGACCAAAAACGGGCGUUUCUUGGAUGGAGGAAAUGAAAGAAAAAUCUGCUAAAUUAUACAGUUGCUUGGGCUGAAGUGGCUUGGGCUGAAGAGGAGAUAAGAUGGCUGCGGUUGCUGCACACUUACAAAAAGAAGAAUCCUCCUUCCCCAGAGAGGCUGGAAAUAUUUUCUCGAUUAUAAAAAGGGGUGUAUUUUACAUAAAAAUGCAUUUGCUUGCAUGGAUAUAUUUUUACACAUGGUUUGAAGAGAGAGUGACAGCAAAUUUUGGGUGCCUGCUGGUUUUCCUAGGGCCCGGGAAAACUGGUAGGGGGAUAUGGAGUGCAUAGAAGAACAAUUUCUAUAUAACUUACUGUUUAUGAAGCACACCCUCACCGAAUUGCAUUUACUGGACACAUUCAAAACAUCAGUUCAUCAAAAGAGAACAAAGAGAAAACUUGGCCGUUAUUCUUAACUUUGGAUGGAAGCCCAGGACUUUCAGCAGAGGGAGGUGCCACCAAGAGAGAACUAUCUUUUAAAAUAAUCUAAGAGAGGGAAAUAUUGAAAUAAAAGCUCCUGUUAAAACAAGAUUGGGAGUCACAUACCAGUGAAUGAUUGAUUGAGAAGACAAGGAUGGUUAAUCAGAAUUUGGAAACUGGAAAUUAACAAGAAAGCAGAAAACAAAUAAAUAUAUUAUCUCUGAAACCCAGGAAAUGAGGAAUCCUACCUUUUAAAUUUCUUUGAAUUUGGAAUAUAUAAUUGGUAAUAUGGUAUAUUAUUUCAUUUAAUUUGUUAAUAAUUGUAAUAUUUUUAUUGGAAAAUUAAUAAACCUUAUUUUAAAAUAAAUAAAUAAACCCUAUAUCAUCCUGAUGGCAUAGUCUGGAAAGCCUGGCAUCUCUCACUACUUAGCUACUGAAGUGAUGUGCAAUGAUACUUUGGAUCAUCGGGUUCAGUCAGGUAUUCAUUUUCAUCUUUGUACAUGAAAUUUUCUCACUGCAUCCAUUCUAAUCAGUUCAUACUCUUUGCAACCCAGGAGGAGAAGAAGAAGAAGACGAAUGUAUAUUUCCAUAACAAAAACUUAAAAGCUGUUGUGGCCAACUUAUUUGGUGCUGGCAUGGAGACCACUUCUACCACACUGUGCUGGGGACUGUUACUAAUGAUGAAAUAUCCUGAAAUUCAGAGUGAGUGCUUUUAAUUGGGUUGGCUCCCAUUAUUCUGAGAUAUCUUAAUUCCAGUUAUAUGUAACUAUUAGAGAGAGAAAAUAUUUAUAAUUUGCAUAUAUAUAUAUAUAUAUAUAUAUAUAUGUGUGUGUGUGUGUAUAAUCACAACAAUUGUUCAGUCAUAAGCUUAACAUUUCAACCUGCACUCCCUUCUCCCUCUUUCUGUGGUUCUUUACAUUUCGAUUCAUAUUCCUGCAUACUCCAGAUUAUCUCAACAUAUUAUUUUAGAUAUAUAUUCCCGUAUAUAUCCAAUAGAUAUAUUGAAACUGCGGGUUUUUACAUUAAUCCUGCCAAUGUCUUAGUAUGUUUACAGUUUGUUUGUAAAUUUGUAAUAAACCAUUUCCAUUGCUUUCUAAAAAUAAGAAUAAUCUUGUUCUCCGAGUACAUUUUGCCAUUUCUGCGUAGUCCAUUAAUUUCUGUAUCCAUUCUUCUCUUGUCGGGACCUCUUCAUCGUUCCAUUUUUGAGCAAAUAUUAAUCUUGCAGCAAUGGUUGCAUAAACAAAUUUGUAUGAAUUUAUAUAAAUGGCAUACAUAAAUAAAUUUCUAAGUACUCUAUACUAAAUAAAUUUCUAGGUAGUUCUGAUCUCAUAAUUUCCAAAAGAAAAGCUUAUGGCUUUUUAAACAUCAUAAACAUCUUUUUCAGUUUAUCAUAUAUCAUUUCCCAGUAAACAUAUGAAAAAUAGUACUUUCUUUCUCUUUAUGUUUCCAGCACAUAUUCAGUUUGGAUUUAUACAUUUAACCAAUUUACUAGGUGUCAGGUACCAUCUAUGUAACAUUUUCAUAUAGCUGUCUCUUAAACUAAAACAUUCUGUAAAUUUUAUAUCCACGUUUGAUAAACUUUCCCAUGCCUCCAUUUCUGUAUUAUUACUAAUAUCUAUUGCCCAGUGUAUCAUUGAAGAUUUCACUUGUUCGUCCUUUGUCUCCCAUUCCAAUAAGAUCUUAUACAUUUUACAUAUCACUUUAACAUUACAGUUUAACAGGUCUCUUUCCAGUUGUGAUGUUUGUUCCGCAACCCCCCGCUUCAUAUCCCUUUUAAAGACUUCAUUCAAAUGAUGAUAUUGUAACCAUGUUGUUAACAUCUCUGAUAAAUCUUUUUUAAAAAUUAAUUUACCGGUAAAUUCUCCAAAAGUGAAAGCCAUAGUGGUGUUUUGGUCUCCAACAGGUUUUUAUACUUAUCCCAUACUCCAUACAUUUUCCCCCCCUGAUUAUAUGGUUUGUAAAUCCUUUAUGUACUUUCACAUUUUCAUACCUCAAGUAAGCGUGCCAACCAAAAAUAUUAUCAUGACCUUCCCAAUCUGAAAUAUGUGGAUUAUUCAGUAACAAUCAUUCCCUCAAACAGCAUAGACAAGAUGCUUCAUAAUAAAAUCUCAUAUGCAGCAGGAGGAAACCUCCUUUCUCUUUCAUCUGUCAAUUUUUUAUGUUUUAUUCUUAUUUUUCCUUGUCAGAUAUAUUUAGAAAUAUAUUUUUGCCAUUUGUUGAAACAAUUUGUCGUCCUGAUCACUGGUAUUGAUUGAAGCAUUCCAUGACCUUUUAAAAUGUGGUUUUUUUGUAGGGGGGUUAUUGGGUGGUUGUUUUUAUUUUGAUUAUGUAUUUUGUGGUUUUCUAUUUUGAUUUUAUUCUGUGAAUAAUAAGGAUAAACAAAAAGAAUAUUGUCAGUGAUACAUUCAUUUUAAUGGUUGAAGUAAUGCAAGUUUCAUUCUACUCCAUAUUUGCAAAUUUAUUUUAAUAUCCUCCCAAAUUUUUAAAUAAUUAUCCUUAUAGAAAUUCAUAUUCUUGCUCUUAACCACACACCCAAAUAUUUAAUCUUCUUUUCACUCUUUAAGAUGGAUAAACUUUGUAAUUUAUUUUUACUCUCAUCAUUCAUAUUUUUUACCAGGAGUUUGGUUUUAUCUUUGUUAAUUUCAAGACCUGCUAUUUCUAAAAAAAUAAAAUAAAAAAUCUUUUCCAAUGCCUUUGGGAUUGACUCUAUUGGUUCCUCAACAAAUAUCACCACAUUAACUGCAAAAGCUAUUAUAUUAUACUAUAUUAUAUUCAUAUUGUCUCUUCCCGCUUUUAUUCCCACUUAUUUUUUUUUAUUACAUCUUAUUUGUGCCAAAACUUCUAAAACUGUUAUAAACAAUGAAGGUGACAGUGGGCAACCAUGUCUACUUCCUUUAGUUAUUUUACAAUUCUCAGUCAAUACAUUACUUACUGAUGGAUCAGUAUAUAUUGAGUUAACUCCUUUUAUAAAACUGUCUCCACAAACCAUAUAUUCCAAAGCCUUAAACAUAUAAAGUUCCAGGAGACAUUGUCAAAUGCUUUCUCGGAGCCUAAAUGCUUUCUCUUUUAAUACAGUUUUAAACAUAUUAGCUAAUGUGUCUACAAACAGUUUAUAAUCGUUAUCCAACAUCGAAAUAGGUCAAUAGCUCUUAACCAGCUUUGGAUCUCUAUUUUGUUUAUGAAUCAAUGUUAUGUAUACACUCUUCUGGGAUUUGGGUAACUGUCCUGUAUUCAAAGUUAUAAUUAUAAUAUCUUUUAAAGGUUGCAUUAGGUAAUCUUGUAAUUUUUUAAUACAGUGCUACCUCGCAAGACGAAUGCCUCGCAAGACGAAAAACGCGCAAGACGAAAGAGUUUUCCGUUUUUUGAGUCGUUCCGCAAGACGAAUUUCCCUAUGGGCUUGUUUCGCAAGACGAAACGUCUUGCGAGUUUGUUUCCUUUUUCUUAAAGCCACUAAGCCGCUAAUAGCCAUGCUUCGCAAGACAAAAAAACCGCAAGACGAAGAGACUCGCGGAACGGAUUAAUUUCGUCUUGCGAGGCACCACUGUAAUAUAUUGCUGAAACUCCAUCAGGUCCGGGUGCCUUCCCUAAUUUUGCCUGUAAAAUUACUUGCUCUAAAAUCAUCAUUGUGACAGGGCUAUUCAGAAAUGACAUUUCAACUUUUGGUAUCUUAAGCAGUCUGUUGUCUUCUAAAUAUUUACCCAUUUCUUCUACCUUAACUCAUUUGCCUUAAUAUGGUGCUGUAUAAAAACUCACAAAUUGAUCUAUUAUUUUUUUCAGAUUUUCCACAACUCUACCUCCUACCUUUAUUCUCUCAAUGCAGUUUUUCUUCUUUCUUCUUUAUUUGCCAAGCUAAUAGUUUUCCUGUUUCUUGGAGGCAUAUAACUUCCAGUUUUAACUUCUUUACAACAUGAUCAAUUUUAUUCAUUUAGUCUUAUUAUUUUGCUUAUUUACAUUCCCAGUUAGAAUUUUGAAAGCCAUCUUGUUCCAUAGUUAUUUCUCUUUCGCCUCCACCUCGGUUGAAUCUUCCUCUUCCUGUCCAAAUGCUCUUUCUCCAGCUAAUUUUCCACCAUCUUUUCUCCAAAAUUUGUAUGGCUCGGUAGGAUCACGAAAUAUUUGGUUUUUACCAUUAUAUGUAAAAGAUACCACUUCAGGAUAUUCCCAGCAGUGAUAUUUUAAUAAUCAUCCUGGAUAAAAUUCCCUACAUCAGUAUAUCAGGUUAUUGGCUAAAAUGUUUUUCCUGUUUAAAAAAUACCAGUGUCACAUUCUAGAGACUAAGUAUGUGAGUAUAUUCCCUAUUUGUUUGUCUUUUGCCUCUACCUCUGUUGAAUCUUCCUCUUCCUGUCCAGCUUCCAGUUCAAAUGCUCUUUCUCCAGCUAACUCUUUCCCAUAUUUUCUCCAGAAUUUGUCAGGGUCUGGAGGAUCCCCAAAUCUUUGUUUUUGACCUUUAUGUGUAAAAGAUACCACUUCAGAAUAUUCCCAGCAGUGAUAUUUUAAUAAUCAUCCUGGAUGCAUAUCUCUCCCUCAGUAUAUCAGGUUAUGGUCUAAAUUGUUUGUUUGUUCUUCUUAAAAAUACAUUUGUUAAAUUCUAGAGAUUAAAUUUCUGAACCUCUGGAAUUGUAGAACGAGUUUGUGGCAGUUUUAUGCUUCAGAUAUUAAUUUUUAAGUCAAAGACAUAAUCUGAGCAGAAAAAUUAAUGCUUUUCUUUCUUUCUCCCCCCCCCCCCAGUAAAGGUCCAAGAAGAAAUUGCAAAGGUUGUUGGAUCUUCUCAGCCAAGAAUUGAACACCGAACAAAAAUGCCUUAUACGGAUGCCGUGGUCCAUGAGAUCCAGAGGUUUGCCAAUAUCAUCCCAACUAACCUGCCACAUGCCACGACUACAGAUGUUACCCUUAAUGGCUACUUCAUUCCAAAGGUGAUCCAUUUCAUUGAACUGCUGCCCACUAGUUACAAUAUAUUUUAAGGCUUUCCUGGGAGUAAGCCCCUUGGACUUCAGUGUGGGUGACAUCUGUGCAGACUUGUAUAGAAUUGCAUUGUAAGCAAGCAAUCUACCCUUCGGAAGGUGUCAGGCAUCAGCUUCAACCCAUUAAACAGAUCUCAGUGGAAAGGAGCACAAGGUUGGAAAAGAAACCAUUUCUAGUGGGAUAUCAUGACUUAUACGUUAAAGUUUGUCACACUAAAGACAUUUCUUAGAUGAACUGAAAUCUCAUUUCUCCUACACUAAAUAUUUAUUGUACCAGAGGCAUACACUUUAUUUUAAAAUGACUCUUGCUUUGUUUUUGCAGGGGACUCACAUCAUACCAUUGCUGUCUUCUGUGCUGCACGAUGAAUCUCAAUGGGAGAAACCACAUAAAUUCUAUCCUGAACAUUUUCUUAACUCUGAAGGGAAAUUCAUAAAGAGAGAUGCUUUCAUGCCUUUCUCUGCAGGUAUUUUUUUUUACUUUUGUGUAUACCUGCAUAGUGUGUGCUUAGUCAAUGGGAUUUUUACAUGCAUGGAAUGUAGCCUAUUGUGCAAAGGUAAGAAUCACAUCAGUUCCUGUGGUCAUUUCUGCCACUAGAUCUGGCCACCAUUGGUGUGCGGCCCCUAGAAUGUUGCUCUCCAGGGAAUGUGGCCCUCAGGCUGAAAAGACACCCCCCCCCCCGUUUUUCAGCACUGCAGGAUGACUCGUAUUGGGAGGUCAUAAUUCUUUUAAGAUGGGCACCGUGAGCUGUUAUUUGAUCUCUGCAUUUUAGUCUGCUUUAAAGUAUUUGGGAUGUUAGUAAGCAACUGCUAAACCCAGUUUCUCUGCUGCCUGUGUGUCCUUACAGGUCGGAGAGUAUGUUUAGGUGAGACUCUUGCCAAAAUGGAGCUCUUCCUCUUCUUCACAAGUCUCCUGCAGAGAUUCACCUUCCAGCCACCCCCAGGAACAUCUCAGGAAGACCUGGACCUUACUCCUGCUAUUGGGCUUACAACACCUCCCAUGCCCCACAAGCUCUGCGCUCUGCCACGUUUCUAA
Podarcis lilfordi (Lilford's wall lizard) is the source of this 14498-nucleotide messenger RNA. NCBI's taxonomy places the organism in Eukaryota, Metazoa, Chordata, Lepidosauria, Squamata, Lacertidae. The record is from the annotation of a GenBank genome assembly.